AAGCGCCAGACCUACGUGGCCAAACUCCCCGGGGGAAAGAGGGCGAGGACGGAGGCGGACAAGGAGCGCGCGCGCGAGUACGAGAAGACCCCGGCCAGGAAGGCGUCCAAGCUGGCCCGCAAGGAGGCGAACCCGGAGAGGUGGGCGCAAUACAGCAAGGACUCGCGCGCACGCCGCCGGGCGGCUGACCCAGAGGGGUAUCUGGCGAAGGCGGCGGCCGACCAGAUGCGCUUCCGCAACCGCACGAGGCAGAUCAGCUUCGAGGGGGAGGAGGGAAGCAUGGAGCAGACGACCGCCGCUCAGAUCAUCGAGGAGAUGGACUCGUGCUGCUUCUUCUGCGGAGAAGCCCACACCAAUGAGAAGCCUCUCGGUGUUCAUCGCCUGGACACGUCGGGGGAUUGGACUGUCGACAACUGCGUUCCCGCGUGCACCUUGUGCUGGAACAUGAAGAGAAAGGUGGACGCAAAGACCUUCGUGGAACGCUGCGCGCACAUUGCGGCGAUCACGAAUGGCGGCGGUGUAUCAGUAUUCCCUGCAGACAUCUUCGGUGACCAUCCAGGUGCUGGCGAGUACAAUGGAUACCAGUGCAGUGCCAGGAAGAGAGGAAUCCCGUUCGAGCUUUCGCCAUCCGACUUUCAGGAGAAGCUUGCUGGAGACUGCUAUAUUUGCGGCAAGGCCAACUCUGCCACGCACAACAAUGGACUUGACCGUGUGGACAGUUCGCUUGGGUACACUUUUGACAACGUGCGCACAGCUUGUGGAGAUUGCAACUACAUGAAGGCAGAUACUGGCAUCGACAAGUUUCUCGAGCAGGUGGUCAAAAUCGAGAAGAGGGCCGCCAUUACUCUACAGUACAUUCCCAAAGACAUCAAGCGAAGCACUUUCGUUCUGCAGAGGAACUAA
Molecule: messenger RNA, 903 nt
Organism: Klebsormidium nitens
Lineage: Eukaryota; Viridiplantae; Streptophyta; Klebsormidiophyceae; Klebsormidiales; Klebsormidiaceae
Source: the annotation of a GenBank genome assembly